Molecule: messenger RNA, 784 nt
Organism: Heterocephalus glaber (naked mole-rat)
Lineage: Eukaryota; Metazoa; Chordata; Mammalia; Rodentia; Bathyergidae
Product: odorant-binding protein 2b
Molecular function (GO): small molecule binding
Source: RefSeq, a predicted model, not a curated record
GGCCCUGGCCACAGGGGACAUAAAGGGCGCCUGGAGCGGAGCCGGUGCAGCCUCGUCCAAGCUCCAGGACCUGCUCGGCCGCGGACACAGCGCUGGAGAUGAAGACCCUGCUCCUGACCCCCGUGCUGCUCGCCCUGGUGGCUGCCCUGCGGGCCCAGGACCCCCUGUCCCUCCAGCCAGAGGAGCCGGAUCUCACAGGGACCUGGUACACGAAGGCCUUAGUGAGCAACAUGACGGUGCCGGGAAGGAAGAUGUUCAAGGUGGCCUUCCCCUUCACGAUGACAGCCCAGGAAGGUGGGAGCCUGGAGGCCAGGGUCACCUUGAUGAUUAAGGGUCAGUGCCAUGUGAAGGAGAUUCUGAUGCAGAAAACCGCGGAGCCCGGCAAAUACAGCGCCUUCGGGGGCAGGAAGCUCAUCUAUGUGGAGGAGCUGCCCGUGAAGGACCACUACAUCUUCUACUGCAAGGAGCAGGGCCCGGGGAAGACAUUUGGCGUGGGGAAGCUCGUGGGGAGGACCCCGGAGGAAAACCCUGAGGCCCUGGAGGAGUUUAGGAAAUUCGUGCAGCGCAAGCGACUCCCGCAGGAGAAAAUCGUCAUCCCUGAGCAGAGGGAAAGCUGUGUCCCCGAGCGAGACUAGGCAGCUGCCCGGAUCUGCGUCCCCCGGCUCUCCCUCCCCGCCGACCGGACCCGGAACCGACCACCCCUCCUCCUGCAGCCUCCACCCUGCAGCCGACCCCACCGGGCUCCAAAUAAAGAACUUCAGCAGCAGCUGUGGCUCAGCCUGUC